AUGGACGUAUUCGAUAAACACUAUCAUAACUAUCGUACUGUAUUGAAAAUCAUAGGAUUAUGGCCGUAUAAUAAUUCAAUUUAUGUGUGGAUUCAAAGAUUAUUGUUAAUGAUAUUUUUUCUUGGCAAUGUAAUAUUUCAGAUUAUGUCACUUCUAAGAUCUGAAAUUACAUUACGAAACUGUAUUUUAACAUUGUCUACAACUUGUCCACUUAUAAUUAUUUUACUACGAUAUAUAAGCUUUAUAGUAUUUUUUCCUAUGAUAAAAUAUUUAUUUCAUCAUAUGCAUAUGGAGGAAAGUAUAAUACAAGAUUCAAUAGAAACUUGGAUACGAACGAAAUACAUCGAUGAUUCUUGUCAUAGGAUCGAUUUACUUUUCCGUGUGAUUUUUUUAACUGUUACAUUAUUUAGUAUAUUUUUAUUGUAUCUUUUAAUAAUGCAUUUCAUAAUGCCUUUAAACGAAUCUCACAUACAUAUCCUUCGUUACGCUACAUUAUUUUCUGUCAAUCGAACUAUAUAUUUUUAUAUUUUAUAUUUGGAUUUUUUAUUUGUUGUUACAUUUGGAUUAUUAUCUAUAAUAUGUACGGAAUCAAUAAUCGGAGUUUAUAGUUAUCAUAUAGGCAUAUUGUUUAAAAUUAUUAGCCAUCGAAUACGAAAGAUUACUAUGUAUUUAGCUAUAUUUAAUCUCUCACCGAAGCAAAUUGAUUCGAAACUCGUAGAGCUUUAUCGCGUAGUGGAUAUUCAUAAUCAAGCUAUCGAGUUGGUAGUAAAUGCGAUUACAAUUAAGAAGGAUCAAUUAGAAAUUUUAAUCUCUCUUAUAAUUUUUGCCAAUCAUUUGGUGAUUAUGUUUUUAUGUAACCACAGUGGCCAGAUACUUAUAAACUACAGUGAAGAAUUUUUUCAUGAAUUAUAUAUUUCAGUAUGGUAUUUUGUACCGUUAAAGAUACAAAAGAUUUUAUUAUUUAUUAUGAUACGAAGCUCAACGGCAUGUAUAUUUCACAUCUUUAGUGUAUUCAUUCUAUGCUAUGCAGGAUUUACAACGAUGUUGAGCACUUCGUUUUCAUAUUUUACUUUGAUAUACUCGAUACAACAGAAUUGA
Apis laboriosa (Himalayan honeybee) is the source of this 1098-nucleotide messenger RNA. RefSeq lists its product as uncharacterized. Gene Ontology annotation, molecular function: olfactory receptor activity; odorant binding. The transcript is spliced from 8 exons. NCBI's taxonomy places the organism in Eukaryota, Metazoa, Arthropoda, Insecta, Hymenoptera, Apidae. Gene Ontology annotation, cellular component: plasma membrane. Bases 1 to 1098 code for a protein of 365 amino acids. The record is from RefSeq and is a predicted model, not a curated record. Gene Ontology annotation, biological process: detection of chemical stimulus involved in sensory perception of smell; sensory perception of smell.